AACAACCUGGUGCGGACAACGUAACGACGAAUGUCCAAGGUUACAAGGUCCCAGCACCAACUCCACUCUUGGAGCUCCUCCAUGCGACAUCUGCCAUGAACUGUGUACACACGGGGGACCGCGGAAAAGAAACUCCUGGAUGAUGGGGCCGAGUCCACCUCCGACCUCUCUUGCCUUUCCACUCUCUUCCCUCUGAUGAGAUAGCUUCCUCUUAUUCCCUACUUGAGCCAUUCAAUCCUUCCACCCGUCACUGUCUCCUGCGGGGUUCGGAAUCACCAGUGCGAUGGACAAUUGAUACCGCAUCAGUGAGAGACUGGAAGAACCGCGAGUGACGAAUAACAACUCUCGAAUAUGGGUGUGCACACAGACAAAUCCCCGUCCUUUUCUGAAGGGAAGGACAUGGAGUUGCAGGAACGAGACAGUGAGCGGGACGGUGGUUUCGAGGGCGAACAAGAAGAACGGCUUCUCGCAGGCGGGGAUCUCGAGGCGACCGGAGAUGUCACGUACAAAGUAGAAUGGCAUCUGCGAACAGGAUGGGCUGUCGCGGGGUCACUUCUCACAGCUGUCCUUGUCUUCUGUGCGUUGUCAUUCUUUACAAGGUUCUUCAUCGUUUCCAAACACCACGAACAGUCGGGCGACGAGACUCUGAAAGUCUCCGGCAUGGGAGGCUUCCGGAGACCAGCAAGUGAUUAUGUCCUGGACAAAGCUUGGAAUCUUGACGCUGCCAGCCAGGUCAGGGAAUAUAACUGGACGAUUGUCGACAUUGUGGCAAAUCCGGAUGGUGUCUUCAGACCCAUGAUCUCCAUCAAUGGCCAGUUCCCGGGCCCGCUGAUCGAGUGCAAUGAAGGAGAUACCCUUGUUAUCGAGGUGGAUAACCAGAGUGUCAAUGCCACAUCUCUGCAUUUCCACGGCAUAUUUCAGAAUGGCACGAACUUCAUGGAUGGGACUUCGGGAAUCACACAAUGCCCAAUUGCCCCGAAGAGGAAGUUUCGAUACGAAUUCACGGUCACUGGACAGUCAGGCACGUAUUAUUACCAUGGCCACCAAGCCGCACAAGCUUCAGACGGCCUAUAUGGACCUGUAGUGGUUCAUUCCAGAGACGAGAAGAAGUUACAGCAGAUUUCAUAUGCCACGGAUCGAGUUGUAAUGCUUCAGGACCAUUAUCAUGAUCUCAGCAGUGGCCUACUUGUGAGUGCCCUCGAGCCUGGUAGCGAGUCCUCUCCUAUACCAGACGGAGCUUUGAUCAAUGGGCUUAACCAGCGCGACUGCUCGGCCCUUCCUCAUCGGAUGUGCGAUAACUCGACAGCCGCUCUUCCCACCUUUGAUCUGGCAGCCAACGCCAACCAUCGUUUAAGAUUCAUCAACGUAGGAGCAUUCGCUUGGUUUCAAGUCAGUGUGGAUGAGCAUCAGUUUGCCAUUACGGAAGUAGAUGGGACAGAUACUGUUCCUGCUUAUGAGUCGAGUUUGAUGAUCAGUCCCGCUCAGCGAUACAGCAUGAUCUUAAAUACCAACCAAACCACUGCCGAUUCCUUCUGGCUUCGCGCAAGGAUGGUCACCCAUUGCUGGAAAGAGUCUCAACUACCUGGCGGGGGUGCUAAUGAGGUCAAAGCCAUUAUCCAGUAUACCUCUAGCGGUCAUGCCAGAUCUUCCACAACAAUAGCUCCUCAACCAACCUCCACGAAUACGAACCCGGAGUUCGCGGUCCAGUGCAAGGACAUGGACACGACGCGGUACGUUCCCGUGUCUCAUGAGCCCGCCCCUGCCGUUGCGGAUCAUAGCUAUUAUCUCCGUUCAAACCUCGAAAUUGGUGAUUGGCGGCUAGAGCGAGGGUUCUUCAAUCAAUCUACCUUCCGACCCAAUUUACAGCUCCCAACGCUUCACAGAACAGUGGAGGGGUUACGCAAACGAAACGAGAGCUUCACCUCCAUGAGUGACAGUGACGGCGUGAACGCAGUGGCCUACGAUCUGAAGAAUGAUUUUGUCAUCCAGCAUACCGGAGUGAAGGUUGUGGAUUUGAUCAUCCAGAACUUCGACGAAGGGAACCACCCAAUGCAUUUACACGGACACAAGUUCUGGGUCCUUGGCCAAGGUCACGGCAUGUUUCCCGGUUAUGAAUCCAUUGGAUUGAGAGCUGAGGGUCAAGGUGUUUUGGAGGACAAUCAAGGGGGAUUAGAUAAUCUGACUAGAAGGGACGUUGCUACUGCCGAGGGAUUUGGCUGGUUGGCAUUGAGAUUUGUGGCGGACAAUCCAGGAGUCUGGGCUUUCCAUUGCCAUAUGGCCUGGCAUUCUGAAGCGGGGCUGGUGAUGCAGUUCUUAAGUCGUGUAGAUGAGGUCGCGACGUGGGAGAUUCCCGAGGCAAACCUUCAGCUCUGCGAUGCUGGUUUGGAAGAAUUGGAAAAGGGAGCAGCGCCCCCUGACAGCACUUGGUAUGGCUUUGGGAUUGGAGGGUGAGAGUGGCAGUUUGCAUCCUACUCAUUCAGCUCGAUACAGGACACUGCCAAACCUGCCCGAGUCCAACUACUUUGCCCGGGCGAACAGCAUGAAAUGGGGAAUUCAGCUUGAUGUUUUGGACCUGUUUACCCUAAGGGGGAAGAUUAGACUGCCCGAAAGGGGGUCGCGAAUGUAGCAGCAAGAUUCAAUGACUGGAAUCUAGGGAGAGACUAGAGAUCAUAGUCUCUGGUGGAGACAAUUGGCAAGAUAAAUCAUCUUGGUCCAGAAUGAAGAGCUCUGGAGAAAAGAGGCUUUGCUUAUAGAUCUCUGAUAGGAUAGAAAGCACGAAAGGAAGCCGUGUUGGGAUAUAAAAAAUAAUAUGUAGCCAAAUAUAUCAAC
Amorphotheca resinae ATCC 22711 is the source of this 2829-nucleotide messenger RNA. RefSeq lists its product as hypothetical. The transcript has a single exon. NCBI's taxonomy places the organism in Eukaryota, Fungi, Ascomycota, Leotiomycetes, Helotiales, Amorphothecaceae. The record is from RefSeq and is a predicted model, not a curated record. Gene Ontology annotation, molecular function: copper ion binding; oxidoreductase activity. The coding region runs from base 352 to 2451 and encodes 699 amino acids.